Molecule: messenger RNA, 1371 nt
Organism: Hyaloperonospora brassicae
Lineage: Eukaryota; Oomycota; Peronosporomycetes; Peronosporales; Peronosporaceae
Source: the annotation of a GenBank genome assembly
AUGAAGCUCACGGUCAAGACCUUACAGGGCGUGGCCUUCUCCCUGGACGCAGAGCUCACGGACGCGGUGUCGGCGAUCAAGCAGAAGAUCGAAGAGCUGCAGCAGUUUCCCGUGUCGCAGCAGAAGCUCAUCCACGCUGGAAAAGUCCUUAAAGACGACAGUACACUGGGCGAGUACAAUGUCAAGGAGAAUGACUUUCUAGUCGUCAUGGUCACGAAACCCAAGGCGGCCAAGCCUUCAGCUGCUGCUGCUGCUGCUUCUACUGCUGCUGCGGCUGCUCCUUCUGCAUCGACUGCUACAACCCCAUCUGCUGCCACUUCUGGUGCGGCGCCUACUCCCAACACGUCGUCAGCAUCCAACAGCUCUUCGGUAACGGCUUCUGCAGUGUCGACACCAUCAGCUGCUCCAGCUACGACUGCUCCGAGCUCCUCGAUGGGAGAGGGCGGCGAUCUGGCGAGUGGUGAGCAGAUGAGCGCUACGGUGCAACAACUCGUGGACAUGGGCUUUCCGGCAGACCAAGUGCGCAGUGCACUUCGUGCGGCUUUCAACAACCCGGAACGCGCAGUGGAAUACCUGAUGACUGGCAUCCCCGAACAAGCUGCCUCUGCCGUGCAGGCGGCUGGGCCUUCGGCUGGAGCCAAUGCAGGCGCUGGUGCCAGUGGUGAUGAGACUGCAAACACGCUCGAAGCGCUUCGCAACCACCCGCAGUUCGACGCGCUGCGUCAAUUAGUGCAGUCCAACCCGGCAGCACUGCCGGCGGUACUUCAGCAGAUCGGUGCACAGAGUCCAGAGCUGCUGCGGCUGAUCCACCAAAACCAGGACCGCUUUGUGCAGAUGCUGAACGAGCCCAUUGGUACCCGCGAGACAGGAUCAGCCCCUGGUGGUGCAGGUGUUGCACCGUUCGAUUUGGGAAUGGGUGGUGGUGCUAUGCCAUCCCCGCAGCAGAUUCAGCAGCUAGUGGACUCGCUCACACCAGAGCAGCAAGCUCAGAUGGCAACACAAAUGGGCAUGACCCCCGAGCAGCUUCGUGGAUUGUCUCAAAUGCUUAGCAACUUGCCGCCUGGAGCAAUGGAGCAGAUGAUGGCAUCAAUGGGAGGUGGCAGCGGCUUGGAAAACCUUGGUGGAGGUGUAGGACCUGGCGCCGGUGGAGGUGGUCGCCGCAUCAUGCUAUCUGAAGAGGAAGCCGCAGCCGUCGACCGGCUGUGUGAGAUGGGGUUCGAGCGCACGGACGUGAUUCAGGCAUAUUUGGCAUGUGACAAGAAUGAGGCGCUGGCAGCCAACUUCCUCAUGGAUAGCGGAGACAGCUUCGGCGGUGACGCUGCUGGAGGUGCGGGAGGCCAGGGCGACGACAAUGAUGACAUUUAUGGGUAG